AUGAUGCUUACAGCUCAACCAAGAUCCACUGCCCUCAGCUCAGAAAUCCAACAUGUCCUUACCGCCCGGGCACCGGAGAUCAUCACCAGCGGCCGGAGGAAAUUCAUGUCAAAAAGAAGUAUAUUACAAGAUAAAGCUUUGAUCCAAAGUGGGAAUAACAAAAAGACUGUGGAGAAAUCUGCUGAGGAGAGUAAAUUGGUUUCUUCUGGCAAAAGUGGGAAUCUUGAUGUGAAAGCAGUGAUUACUUUGAGGAAGAAAAUGAAGGAGAAAAUGAGAGACAAGAUUGAAGAUCAGUGGGAGUCUUUAAUGAAUGGGAUUGGACUGAAGCACACUUUUAACUAA
This is a messenger RNA of Nicotiana attenuata, 342 nucleotides long. RefSeq lists its product as uncharacterized. The transcript has a single exon. Lineage: Eukaryota; Viridiplantae; Streptophyta; Magnoliopsida; Solanales; Solanaceae. The coding region runs from base 1 to 342 and encodes 113 amino acids. The record is from RefSeq and is a predicted model, not a curated record.